Molecule: messenger RNA, 1891 nt
Organism: Teleopsis dalmanni
Lineage: Eukaryota; Metazoa; Arthropoda; Insecta; Diptera; Diopsidae
Gene: Cht2
Product: probable chitinase 2
Exons: 5
Coding region: 209-1693 (494 amino acids)
Biological process (GO): carbohydrate metabolic process; chitin catabolic process
Cellular component (GO): extracellular region
Molecular function (GO): chitinase activity; chitin binding
Source: RefSeq, a predicted model, not a curated record
GAAGCAGUUAGUUGUUGGUAAGGCCUGGUCUGUGGAAGUUGGCAAUUCCGUGUUGUGCGCGUUCUAGUGUGUGAUUCGAGUGCUCAGUAAAAUUUUUUGCAAAUUGUGUUCACUUAAUAAAUGUACUUAGUCUGAUGUACUUCUUAGUUGAAAAUUAGUUGAUUGUUAACAUAUUCAGGCUUAAAAGAAAACAUCAACACAAACACAAAUGAACUGCUGGCGAUACAUAAAUGCAGGAAGUAGGACUAUUCUUACCUGUAUCGUGUUCAUGACCUUAACAUGUUUGGUUUCAGCUAAAACAGGACCAGCACACGGAAAAGUUGUGGUUUGUUAUAUAUCAACUUGGGCUGUGUAUCGACCUAGUCACGGUGCAUACUCAAUUGACAAUUUUGACCCUAACCUAUGUACGCAUGUUGUGUAUGCUUUUGCUGGUUUGGAUAUCACACAAUCCGCGAUUAAGUCUUUAGAUCCAUGGCAGGACUUAAAAGAAGAAUACGGUAAAGGUGGUUAUGAGCGUUUAACUGGUUUAAAACGUAUGCAUCCACAUCUAAAAGUGAGCUUAGCGAUUGGUGGAUGGAACGAGGGUUCGAAAAAUUAUUCAAUACUAGUUGCAGAUGCAAUGCAACGUGGACGAUUUGUUAAACAAGUAACGAGCUUUAUACGAAAAUAUAAUUUCGAUGGCCUUGAUUUGGAUUGGGAAUAUCCAACACAGCGUGGAGGCAAUCCAAGCGAUCGUGAAAACUUUGUUAAGUUGACGAAAGAACUGCGGGAAGAAUUUGAUCAGUAUAAUUUGUUGUUAACAUCUGCAAUUGGCGCUGCUAAAAAUGUUAUUGAUCAAGCUUAUGAUGUGCGUCAACUUUCUAGAUAUUUAGAUUUCUUACACAUAAUGUGUUAUGACUAUCAUGGCAGUUGGGAUAAAAAAAUUGGGUAUAAUGCACCACUUAAAUCCUCAAGCAGUGACGUACUCAGUGUCCAAUUCACAAUUGAUUACUUGUUAAAAUUAGGCGCACCAUCGCAUAAAAUAGUUGUUGGUUUACCUUUUUAUGGGCGUACAUUUAAAACACCAUUUAGUGGAAAUAUUAAUGAUGAUUCCGAAGGUGUUGGCUUCCAAGGCCCAUAUACCCGUGAAGAUGGUUUCCUCGGAUACAAUGAAAUAUGCAAUAUUUUAAGUAACAAAACAUCUGGUUGGGUGACAGAAUUCGAUGUAGAAACUUCUCAAAUGCUUGGUCGUUCAGAGCGAGACGUGUUCAAUGGACUUGUACGUGUCGUUACAUUUGAUAAUUCACGUUCCAUUGCGAAUAAGGUGAAGUUUGCUAUGGGAAAAGAUCUCGCUGGUCUUAUGGUUUGGUCAGUUGAUACGGAUGAUUUCAUUGGUGAUUGUUUACCUGAGGAAGACAUAUAUAUGGAUUACGAAUUUGUUAAUAAAGGGUCGCCUUUGACUGUGCCAACUCGUUUAAAUACUAACUAUCCAUUGUUGCGUACAAUUAACGAAGCAAUUAUACUGUCUAUAGAAGAAAUUAAAUAUAAGGAACAAAAUGCUGUUAUACCUCAUAUUAUAGAUAACGAAAUUCCACAUGGAGUUUUAACAGACCGUAAAGGCGAAAGUAAUAAUGCAACCAAAAUGAAUACGAUAGCAGUUCAAGUUUUGUUUUUAAUAUUAAAUGUAUUUUUAGUAGAUCACCUAUUAUAUUAAAUUUUAAGUUAUUAAUUUAAUUUAGUACAUGAAUUCAUUAUUCAUUACUUUUGACAAAUUGAUCAUUCUGAUCAUAUAUAGAUCUAAAUGAAACCACUUAAAAGUAUUCUUCUUUGAAUUCUUUAAGGAUGCUUAAUGAUCAACAUUCAGCUGCAACAAAAUUAAGAUAGGUAAGCUUAUAAUAACUAUAAAAAUAUU